Caenorhabditis bovis is the source of this 468-nucleotide messenger RNA. NCBI's taxonomy places the organism in Eukaryota, Metazoa, Nematoda, Chromadorea, Rhabditida, Rhabditidae. The record is from the annotation of a GenBank genome assembly.
AUGAUAAUACUCGCAGCGAUGCUAACGAUUGGAAUCUCGGCCACCGUUUUCACUGCGGUGUUCACGGAAAAAAACAUCAGAUACCCAUUGAACCGAAUUCAGUUGUAUAUCAAAUCUUUUGAGCUGAUUGAUACAAUUGAGGCCAAGGAUUUCGAUCUUCAUUAUUGUUCGGGCGUGCUGACGACAGGAAUGAAUCAUUAUACCUCGAUGAAAUCCGCCAUCGUACAAUUGACGGUGUCGUUGAGGAAUUUUCCAGAAAGAAUAUUCAACUGUAUGAUCACGAGCUUCACAAUUUGCGUCAAUCUUCUUCUCGUGUUCGAGACCAUCUUCAGUAGUCGGCCGAUGAUGAACCCGGAAUGGAUGAUGAUCGACGUGCACAGCUCAACCCAGCGCUACAUUCGCGUUUUCAUCGCAUUUAAUUUCGUUCAACUUCUUCUAAUUUCCAUUGAGGUUUUUCUUAAUCGAUAA